This is a messenger RNA of Cynara cardunculus var. scolymus (artichoke), 3414 nucleotides long. RefSeq lists its product as uncharacterized. Bases 1 to 3384 code for a protein of 1127 amino acids. NCBI's taxonomy places the organism in Eukaryota, Viridiplantae, Streptophyta, Magnoliopsida, Asterales, Asteraceae. The transcript is spliced from 22 exons. The record is from RefSeq and is a predicted model, not a curated record.
AUGUUCACCGAAGGGUUAGAUGAAACUGCACUGAACUGGGUUAAGCAGGGGUCAGAGAAAGAACAGCAUCGACCUCGUUCGCCUCUAAGUGAGACUCUGGCUGAUCACGAAUACCUGGUUCCUAAAUCUCCUCUUUCGUUUAAUUCUACAACUUAUAAGUCAUCUAAUGUAUUGCCACCCCUUAAAUUCCAUUCGGAUGAUAUGGACUGCACUAAUUCUGAGGGAGAAGGGUUUGAUGAAGAAAUAUAUAAUGUUAAUCCAGUUAGACUACCUGUACCAAUUGGACCCAACAGGUCUACUUUGAAUAGAGGCUUCCUAAAAGAGAAUCUUUGUGUUGAAGUUCCUCAAAAGAACAGAAAACUUACUGGGAUUGGUGGGGUCGGCACACAGCCAAGUUCAGUUUCAGCUGCCAGUCGGCUGCGUGAUAUGUUGCAACCUCGUAGUGCCUAUGGUACCCCGAUAGCUGAUUUGGGAACUCCAAGUGCACCUCCGAUUUAUGAAGGAGGAGCAGAGCCCAUUCCUGAGAUUCAAGGUCAAUCAAGUAAAAAAUCUUCAAGGUUUUCAGGAAAUGAAGUGAAUAUGCCAGAAAAACUCACCAGUGAGGAGUUUGGUCAUGAUGGCAACUUGGAGCCGUCUGUUAGUGACAGGGAAAACGAAGCCAUUCCUGAAAGAACAGACACAUCAGUGCCUUGCAUGGAAGAAACAAAAUCACUAGAUCAUUUACCUUAUUAUAACAGUGGUCAAAACCCAUGGCAAACUCUAAUAACUUAUGACGCAUGCUUCCGCUUAUGCCUAAACGCAUGGGCAAGAGGCUGCCCAGAAGCACCUGUGUUCCUCAGUGAUGAAUGUCGGCUUCUACGCAAUGCCUUUGGACUACACAAGUUAUUGUUGCAACCUCGGGGUUUCAAAUCAGUGACAAGUAGUGGUAUCGAGAAUACAGAUAAAGCAUGCCCAUUGAAAGUCAAGAAAGUGAUUGGAAAGAUAAGGGUUGAAGUGAGAAAGAUAAGAAUCAUCCCACAAAGAAAACUUAAGGACACAUACUCUCAGCAAAGUGCUAUCUAUGUGCAAGCAGGAGUUGAGUACAUUCGACAUGUUUCUUCCCUUGUAAAAAGCAAAAUCAAUGCAUUAGGAAUCUCUUCAUUUUCACUUCCAUCUGAAGAACCAGUGUCAUGCUUAUUGCACCUUAGAAGUUCUGAAGAACAUACAGAAACUGAAUCAGCUUUAGGCAUUUGCUUGAGACCUGGAACUGGUGAUUCCCAUGAUUUUUUCCCAGAGAACCAAGGAGAUGCCCUUCUGCUAGAAGUACGGGGUGAGAAAAGGACUAUUCAGGGUCGAGCAAUUAUUCCAGUCUCAUUCCUACAUGACAAUCCUAAUGAUAGAGUCAAAUGGUGGCCAAUCUAUCAUGAUGACAAUGAGUGCAUCGGGAAAGCCCAACUUUCCAUCAGCAGUACAAUUACAUCUGAUGAAACUACGCACCUCAAGUGUGGACCUGUUGUGGAAACACUUGCAUAUGAUUUACUGUUGGAGGCUGCCAUGCGUGCACAAGGUUUCCACGCACGAAACUUGUGGGUUGUUGAACCAUGGAAAUGGUUGCUGACAGAGUUUUCUGAUUAUUAUGGAGUUUCAGAAUCAUACACUAAACUCAGGCAUCUUUCACAUGUCAUGAAUGUCGCUACACCUACAAAAGAUUGCUUUGAGCUCAUUUAUGAAUUACUUGUACCUGUUAUGAAGGCUAGAACGGAGAGAAGACUAACAAGACAAGAGAAAAGCUUGUUAUUGGACUGUGAAACGCAAAUGGAGGGUCUACUUGCACUUGCUUUCCAAAACUACAAGUCAUUAGAGGAAAGCUCUUCUACGGGUUUAGCAGACAUUUUGAGUCCAAUUCCAGAGGCUGCUGCACCAGCAUUAGCUCCAGCUGUUCAACUAUAUACCCUUAUUCAUGAUAUACUUUCUCCAGAUGGACAAGCUUUAUUGAGCAACUAUUUACAGGCAGCAGCACGAAAGAGGUGCAGGAAGCACAUGGUGGACACAGAUGAGUUUGUGGCAAUCAACAUUGAAGGUUUUCUUAUGGAUUCUAUUGCAAUUACUACAGCAUACUUAAAAAUGAAGAACCUGUGCAUAACCUUAAGUGAUGAAAUAAAGACGGAUAUCAAGAUACAUAACCAGCACAUACUACCAAGCUCUAUUGAUCUCUCAAGCAUCACAGCUGGGGUUUACAGCAGCGAGUUAUGCAAACGGCUUAAAGGAUUUCUUGCUGCAUGGCCUCCUUCGAGUCCUCAGCCUCAUGUCAACGAACUUCUUAUAGCAACUGCUGACUUUGAGAGGAAUCUUGAGUCAUGGAACAUCAGUGUAGCUCAAGGUGGUGUAGACUCGAGAAACUUGUACCAUAAUUACAUCAUGGUUUGGGUUCAAGAUAUGCAACUUUGCUUACUUGACUUAUGCAAGGCUGAAAAGGUACCAUGGGCUGGGGUGAUUACAAACUAUUCUACUUCACCAUUUGCUGAGGAUUUAUAUGAUAAAAUCAAAGAAACAUUGAGCGAGUAUGAAGUUAUAAUCAAUCGAUGGCCACAGUACACAUUGAUCUUGGAGAAUGCUGUUGCAAAUGUGGAGAGAGCAAUCAUGAAAGCAUUGGAAAGGCAGUAUGCAGAUAUUUUGACACCUCUGAAAGAUAGCAUUCCCAAGAGGCUUGGCAUUCAAGUUCAGAAAUUAACAAGAAGACAAUCAACUGCCCCGUAUUCCAUCCCUAAUCAGUUGGGUACUUUUCUUAACACCAUCAAGAGAAUUCUUGAUGUUCUGCACUGUAGAAUUGAGGACAAACUGAAGUCAUGGGCAUCCUAUCUUCCGGUCAAUGGGGACAAGAAGUCAACUUAUGGAGAGCAAAUGAAUGCAGUUACGGUCUUACUGAGAACAAAGUACAAAAACUACAUGCAGGCUGUAGUGGUCAAGCUAACUAGUAAUAUGCAAGCAAGUCGGAACACGCGACUUCAAAGAAUCUUGGAGGAAACAAAGGAAACAGAUGGAGAGGCUGAAGUCCGUGAGAGGAUGCAAGUUCUGUGUUCACAGCUUGUGGAGUCUGUAUCCAACUUGCAUGAGGUGUUCACAAACCAGAUAUUCAUUGCUAGUUGUCGUGGUUUAUGGGACAAAAUGGGACAGAUUGUACUCAAGUUCCUAGAGGGCAGAAAGGAAAAUCGUGUCUGGUACAAUGGAUCUUAUUAUGCUCUUGGGAUUCUGGAUGAUACAUUUGCAUCCCAGAUGCAGAGAUUGCAAGGAAAUGCCUUAAAAGAGAAAGAUCUUGAACCACCACGCUCAAUCAUUGAAGCUCGGUCCAUUCUUUGCAGGGAUACUACAAAUGCAGCAGACACUUCCACCUACUUGUAUUUUUAGUAGGUACUACUCCCACCACCAUUAAAGAAA